Messenger RNA from Lepidothrix coronata (blue-crowned manakin), 880 nucleotides. RefSeq names its product pyroglutamylated RFamide peptide (gene QRFP). Gene Ontology annotation, molecular function: orexigenic neuropeptide QRFP receptor binding. Bases 494 to 880 code for a protein of 128 amino acids. The record is from RefSeq and is a predicted model, not a curated record. Lineage: Eukaryota; Metazoa; Chordata; Aves; Passeriformes; Pipridae. The transcript has 2 exons.
GGGCCAGUCCCUGGGGGAAUUUGGGGGUGCAGGAGUCUCCCUUGGUGCCUGUGUACCCACCACACUUACACAUUAGUCUGGUACCCCCAAGACCUGCACACAAAGACACACCAGCCAAACGGGGGGGGGACACACUUGUGCCCCCAGACAAGACCCUCCCUCCCAGCAGCAUCCCCAGCUGCCAGGGGCUCAAGGCCAGCUCCCAGCCACCGCUUCAAACAAGGCAGCAAAUGAAGGCAGGGCGUUAAUGAGUGGUGUUGCUGUACUCACAUUGUGGCAGCUCCACCAACCCCUGUCCCCCCCAUCCCCCUCUCCAGCCCCCUCCCUGAGAAUCCCACCCUCUGCUCUCUUUGGCCACACGUUCAAGAGGUGACACAGCAAUUAGACCUGGCGGGUAUUUAAUGGCCCAAGGCGGGCUGGCUGCUCAUCUGGGCACAGGGCAGCACGGAGCAGGGCCAGGGCCAGCGGCGCUGGGCAGCACCAGGGCAGAGAGAUGAGAGCACCCUACUCGCUGUCCUGCCUCUUCCUCCUGAGCCUGGGGACCUGCUUCCCUCCCAGCGAGCGGCGGGAGCCGGGACGCCCCGGGGAGGGGACCCUGCUCGGUCCCAGGUGGCAACCAGCGGCGGAGGACCCUGGCGCCGGCUGGAGGGCAGGGGCCAAGCGGAGGCGAAGCGAGGAGCUGGACGCGCUGCUGGGCAUCGCCCGGGAGCUGCGGGGCUACGGCUCGGCGGGGGCCGGGCAGCGGCCGGGCAGGCGGGGGGGCUCCGAGGUGCUGCCCGCCGCGGGGGAGAAGCGCAGCGGCACCCUGGGCAACCUGGCCGAGGAGCUCAACGGCUACAACAGGAAAAAAGGGGGCUUCACCUUCCGCUUCGGGAGAUGA